GAUAAUGUCUGUGUUUCUCAGUAACUUAUCCACAAAUGACUCUAACCUGUGGAAAGGAAACCGUAAUUCGACAGACCCUUUAAAUCCGCCAGGAGCCGUGAAUAUCUAUCUUUUUUGUCUGACAUGCCUAAUGACUGUGGCAGCCCUGGCAGGCAGCAUUUAUUCACUAGUUUCUCUGCUGAAAAUGCGGAACAGAACUGUUGUGUCCAUGCUUGUGGCUUCCUGGUCUGGGGAUGAUCUCAUGAGCGUCUUGUCGGUGACCAUCUUCAUGUUUUUGCAGUGGCCAAAUGGGGUCUCUGACUACUUCCAGUCUCUGUGCACCGUCUCCGCCUUACUUUAUUUAUGCCAGGGCCUCUCGAGCAACUUGAAGGCGACUCUCUUGGUCUCCUACAACUUUUACACGAUGCACAAGGCUGUGGGGCGCCAGGCAACCUCCAGAAGAGCCGGCCCGGUGCUCGGCGUGGCGCUGACCGUGUGGGCCGCCAGCCUGCUGCUCUCGGCGCUCCCCCUGUGCGGCUGGGGCGCCUUCGUGCGCACGCCUUGGGGCUGCCUGGCCGACUGCUCCAGCUCCUACGUGCUGCUCCUCUUCGCCGUGUACACGUCGGCUUUCGGACUGCUAGCCGGCCUCUCGGUCCCGCUCACUCACCAGUUGCUGUGUUCCGAGCAGCCGCCGAGACUUCACGCCAACUACCAGGAAAUUUCCCGCGGCGCGUCCACUCCAGGGACCCCUGCAACUGGGGGGAGAGUGCUUUCCCUGUCCACAGAUGAUGCUCAAGGUCCGGCCCCGCGGUGCUCUGGAGGAUGCUCCCCGAUCUCGGACACCGUGUUUGGACCGGGUCCACCCGCGAGGAGCGCAGGGCCAGGGCAGGAGCCGGGGCACGGUGCUGCCGCUGUGGCUGGAGACUGCAGGCGCGAGAACCGGGGGACUCUCUUUGGCACCAGGAGCUUCACCGUGAGCGUAGCGCAGAAGCGCUUUUCUUUGAUCUUAGCGCUGACAAAAGUCACCCUUUGGCUGCCCAUGAUGAUCCACAUGGCGGUCCAGCACAUCUUGGGGUUUCAGAGCCUUCCCUUUGAGAUGCUCAGCUUUAUGCUAACCCUCCUGGCCGCCACUGUAACUCCAGUGUUUGUUUUGUCCAAACAUUGGACACACUUGCCCUGUGGCUGCAUCAUCAACUGCAAGCAGAACACAUAUGCAGUGACAUCGGAUGGGAAAAAACCCAAGAGGAGAUGCUUUGAAUUCAAUCUAUCAUUUCAGCAAAGUUAUGGAAUUUAUAAAAUAGCACAUGAAGAUUACUAUGAUGAUGAUGAAAAUUCUACAGCCUGUCACAAUCUCAUGAACUAUGAGUGCACAGCUACAAAAGACUCUCCAAAAAGAGACACUCGUAUCUUCAGUGCCAUCAAAGUGGAAAUCAGCACCACAUCCUCUCUGGACAGCUCCACACUAACAGGCGUCAACAAAUGCACAAACACUGACAUUGCAGAAGCUGAACAGGAGUCCCACGGGGCAAGAGGUGUUGAUCCGCUGCUCUCUGAAAAAGCAGAAGGUGAUAUUAAACAUGGUGAAACCACCUCUUUGGAAGGGCCAGAAAGAAGACUAUCUCAUGAAGAGAGUCAGAAACCAGACCUUUCAGACUGGGAAUGGUGUAGGAGUAAAUCAGAAAGAACCCCCCGUCAGCGUUCCGGAGGUGCUCUGGCCAUCCCCUUGUGCGCAUUCCAGGGGACCGUGUCUCUCCAAGCCCCGACCGGGAAAACCCUAUCUCUGUCUACCUAUGAGGUGAGCGCAGAAGGGCAAAAAAUAACCCCAGCCUCCAAGAAAAUAGAAGUCUACCGAUCCAAAAGUGUUGGCCAUGAACCAAACUCAGAGGAUUCUUCCUCCACGUUUGCAGACACCAGCGUGAAAAUACACUUGGAGGUUCUUGAAAUCUGUGAUAACGAAGAGGCCCUGGACACGGUGUCAAUCAUCAGCAACAUCAGUCAGUCCUCCACGCAGGUCAGAUCGCCUUCCCUGCGCUACUCGCGGAAGGAGAACAGGUUCGUUUCCUGCGAGUUAGGGGAAACCGCCUCAUAUUCUCUCUUUUUACCCACCACCAAUCCCGAUGGUGAGAUCAACAUCUCCAUUCCAGACACUGUGGAGGCACAUAGGCUGAACAGUAAAGGGCAGAGCCACGAGACUGUUGGCUACCAGGAGGAAAUCCAGCUGUUAAAUAAAGCUUACCGGAAAAGAGAAGAAAGCAACGGUGACUAGUGAUCAUUUCGCCUGACAAAGGCAAGAAUGGCGCUGCAACU
Molecule: messenger RNA, 2286 nt
Organism: Odocoileus virginianus texanus
Lineage: Eukaryota; Metazoa; Chordata; Mammalia; Artiodactyla; Cervidae
Gene: GPR149
Product: G protein-coupled receptor 149
Biological process (GO): neuropeptide signaling pathway
Cellular component (GO): plasma membrane; neuron projection
Molecular function (GO): G protein-coupled receptor activity; neuropeptide binding
Source: RefSeq, a predicted model, not a curated record